Molecule: messenger RNA, 597 nt
Organism: Gigantopelta aegis
Lineage: Eukaryota; Metazoa; Mollusca; Gastropoda; Neomphalida; Peltospiridae
Exons: 4
Coding region: 1-597 (198 amino acids)
Source: RefSeq, a predicted model, not a curated record
AUGGGACCAAUGGUUAAAGAUGGAAUGAAAGGGGAAAAUGGAAAACCAGGACCACAAGGAUCUCUAGGACCAAGAAAUGGAGGUGUGGUCUUUACUAGAUGGGGACGUACCACCUGUCCUACAACCAAUGAUACAGAAUUACUCUACCAAGGGAAAGCUGCCGGGAGUCAUUUUGAUCAAUAUGAGGUGGAGCAACUACAUUUAGUAGCAUAUCUAAUGAUACCAGCAAAGACUACAUGUCCUAAAACAUGGACCAGGACCACAGAAUAUCAAGGUUACCUCAUGGCUGAGUUAAAUGAGAACAAACGUAAUGCAGUCUAUGAAUGUGUGAUAAAGAUCCUGAAUCUAUUCCAGGCAGUGCUGCUAACACUAAUGGUGCUUUAUUCUAUCAUGUUCGUGCUGAAUGUAAUGGUAUCUCUGUCCUCCUAUGACAAGGUGAAAGAGCUAGCCUGUGUGGAAUUGGAAUGUUAUCUGCGCUUCCGUAAGAACCCCAUCAACUGGGUCAUUAUUUGGAAUUUCAAAGGUGAAGGUGAAGGUCCUAUUUCUUCCACAAAGGUUGCUUUUGGUGGAGACAUUGAAAGACACAAAAUGGAAUGA